CCGAUCUCUUAUUAAAAAAAUAAAAAAUAACAUAUCUCUAAUUAAAUAAACAAAUUAAGUCUAUUAUGUCACCGUGUUUAUAACGUUGGAACCAUUUGCCCAAAGUCCAAACAGUAAACGCUCUCCGAAAAAGAAAAAAAAACCAGUGCAACGCAUAAAGCUAGGCAUUGGUUCCCCUACAUAUUUAUGCCCAUAACCAAAUCACAAAAACCACACCACCCACUGAGAGCCUCGAUCUCUUAGUUUCUUGACUCUCUUCUUCCACUGCUCUGCUUCUCACCCUCCUGUCUCUUGUUACAUAAAGUCCUCUUCUGUAGCAAAACCAAACUAGGGCAAAUACUAUGGAAGAAAUCAUAUCCUCAUUCUGUCCACCCGAUUUCUGCCAGGAAACCACAUUUCAACAGCGCCUACAGUUCUUAGUUCAGAACGUGCCUGAGUGGUGGGUGUAUUCCAUUUUCUGGCGAGCCUCCAAAGACAGCAGUAGUGACCAAGUUUCCCUGUCAUGGGCUGGCGGACAUUUUCAGAACACCCGCGACCACUUGGCAUCGAAAAGAAGCAAUCAAGUGAACCGGGAAGUUGAAGCUCUUUUGCAUGAUGACGUGAUGUAUUUGGACAUGAGGCUGGUGGAUCAUGGAGAUGUCACUGACUCCGAGUUGUUUUACUUUUACACCGUUUCCUUAACCCAGUCAUUCUCUGCAAGCCACGGUAAUAAUAGUAACAAUAUUUUCGGCAGGGCAUUUGGUUCUGGUGGGUUUGUUUGGCUUGCAGGUGACCAUGAAUUUCAGUUUUAUGAGUGUGAGAGAGUGAAAGAAGCCAGAAUGCAUGGAAUCCAAACUUUGGUUUGCAUUGCAACUCCUUGUGGGGUGGUUGAACUGGCCUCUUUGGAUGUGAUCAAAGAAGAUUACGGUCUAGUGCAUUUAUCAAAGUCGCUGUUCGGAUCAGACGGCAACCACAACAACAACAACAGGAGGCUCUCAAAGCAUCAGACCAGUCUUGAAGGCAAUAUACUUGAUCCUAUCCUAGAAAAUGAACUGUUUUCAGCAGAUCAAAAUGAACUGACCCGACAAGUACUUCUUUUUUUUCCAGAUGCAGGUGGAAUAAACGAAGCUGCUGCACCUAUCAAUGUAGGAGGAUCAUCACUAGAAUCACCUUCUAACUCCGUUGGUAAUUUCACCUCCGAGAAUACUAAGAACAAGACUCGAUCAAAAAACAGAGGAAGGUCAUCAAACAAUGGAGCUGCAAGUAGACAAUCACAAUUGUCAAACCACGUUGAAGCCGAGAAACAGAGGAGGGAGAAACUCAACCACAGAUUCUUUGUCCUCCGGUCAGUUGUUCCCAAUGUGUCCAAAAUGGACAGGUCCUCUUUGCUUGCCGAUGCCGUGGCGUACAUCAAUCAACUCAAAUCAAAAGUUGAGGAGUUGGACGCCAAAGUCCAAGAACAAGCACAAAAACCUAAAGCGGGCAAUAAUGCAAGUAACAAUCUUGAUCAUCAGUCCAGCCAAAGCACCAGCGCUAUAGUUGGCCAGCAUCAUUAUUCUAAUAUUAAUUUUAAUGAUAAUACUAUUAGUAAUAGUAAUAGGGCAGCUGCUGCUGCCGUUGUGGAAGUGGAUGUGUAUGUGAAGAUUAUGGGGUCAGAAGCCAAGAUACGUGUUCAGAGUCCGGAUCAAGACUACCCAUAUGCUAAGUUGAUGAGUGCACUCAAAGGCCUAGGGUUACAAGUGUACCAUGCAAGCAUAUCGAGCGUGAAAGAGUUGAUGAUUCAAGAUGUUGUGGCAAGACUGCCUUAUGGGUUCACUAGUGAGGAGGUAUUGAGAAACGGUAUUAUUAAAAGAUGGUCACAUUAGAAACUAUAAAUUAUUUUAUUUAAUUUUCUUUGCUAAUAAGGACAGUGAUUUUUCAUUGA
Molecule: messenger RNA, 1903 nt
Organism: Malus domestica (apple)
Lineage: Eukaryota; Viridiplantae; Streptophyta; Magnoliopsida; Rosales; Rosaceae
Source: RefSeq, a predicted model, not a curated record